Messenger RNA from Penicillium coprophilum, 1989 nucleotides. RefSeq names its product hydantoinase/oxoprolinase family protein. The transcript has a single exon. Gene Ontology annotation, biological process: glutathione metabolic process. Gene Ontology annotation, cellular component: cytosol. Gene Ontology annotation, molecular function: 5-oxoprolinase (ATP-hydrolyzing) activity. Lineage: Eukaryota; Fungi; Ascomycota; Eurotiomycetes; Eurotiales; Aspergillaceae. The record is from RefSeq and is a predicted model, not a curated record. The coding region runs from base 1 to 1989 and encodes 662 amino acids.
AUGCAAGAUCCCGCAGACAAGGGUUAUCAACUCGGAGUUGAUGUUGGCGGGACGUUCACAGAUGUUUACGUGCUCACCCCGCAUGGACAGACAGUGCGCGCAAAGGUUCCCACAACCAUCCCCGAUCAAAGUAUUGGGAUCCAACAGGGCAUUGCGAAAGCUCGAGAAUUACUCACAAAGCACUUCGGCUGGUCAGGGACCUUCCAAUUUAUUCACCAUGGUACGACAACGGCAACCAAUGCAGUCCUCGAAGGGAAGGGCGCUCGCACCGCUCUCAUAGUGACUGCCGGUCACAAGGACAUAUUGGCUUUGCGCCGCUCCCAGAUCCCAGGUGGAUUGGGUGCGUGGCUGCACUGGACCCCACCCGACCCUAUAGUGCCACUUGAGCGAGUCGUUCAAUGUAAGGAACGCAUGUCUGUGCAGGGCGAAACAGUAACGGCAGUUGAUGUGGAGGAUCUGCGACAAAGCUUGAAAGAGCUGGCACGACAGAAGCCGGAAGCAAUCGCUAUCUCGCUGUUGAAUUCACAUAGCAACGAAGCUCAUGAACGGGUCGUUGCACAAACAGUUCGCGAGGAGCUUGGGGCCAAUAUCGCCAUCAUUUGUUCAACAGAUGUCUUGCGCGAAGUCGGGGAGUAUGAGCGGACGGUCACCACCUGCACGAAUACGCUGGUGAAGCCGGUCGUCGAGAAAUAUCUGCACAAUCUCUCUAAGGCGCUCGAGGCGGAAAGUGAGGCUAUUCGGGUUCUCAAGAGCGAUGGUGGCUUGACCAGUUUGACUCUCGCUUCUGAGCUGCCGGUCAACAUUCUUAUGUCGGGACCUGCAGGAGGUGUCAAGGGAGUGGCAGAUGUUGUGGCUCGGAGUACUCCGUACAAGAACCUGAUUACCUUGGACAUGGGAGGAACUUCUACCGACUGCGCACUUAUCUACAAUGGCCAGCCUCAGCUCCGACGAGAGACAAUUGUUGAGAGUCUUUCUGUACGGGCGCCUGCGGUUGACAUUAAGACCGUAGGGGCUGGGGGAGGGUCGAUCGCAACCUACAUGGAGCUCACGGAGACCUUACGAGUAGGCCCUGAGAGCGCUGGCGCAGCACCCGGACCCGCAUCAUAUGGGAAAGGCGGAAAGAAACCCACUGUCACGGAUGCGAAUUUGGUUUUGGGAUAUUUGCCUAAAACAUUGUUGGGUGGUGAGUUCGCGUUGGAUGUCCAGGCUGCUAUCAAUGCAGUCGAAGAUAUUGCGAACCAGAUGAAGCUUCCUGUUAUUCAAACCGCGGAGGAUAUUAUUACAAUCAUCAACGAGACAAUGUACGGCGCCUUACGUCUAGUCUCUGUGGAGCAGGGCUAUGACCCCCGUGAAUUUGCACUGGUCGCUUUUGGUGGUGCCGGCCCUCUGCAUGCCAAUGCUGUGGGCCAACUUCUUGGAGCCUGGCCUGUGAUCAUCCCACCUUCUCCUGGAAUCCUAUGUGCACAGGGUGAUGUGACCACCAAACUUAGACACGAGCAAUCCGCCACCUUCAUCCGUAUUGUCUCCGAAACAUCUGUUAUCGAGGCGCGGGAGCAGUACCAAAUGUUAGAGCAAGAGUGUCGGGAUACCUUGUCAAGGACGGCGGGUGAUCUGUGGCCUUUGUCAUGGAAAACAGCAUAUGAGGCAGAUCUUCGGUACAAAGGUCAAGCUUUGAUGCUGACAAUUCAAAUAACUGACAAAGACUUGGCCCUGACUACAGGGAAAUGGCAUGAUGUGUUGCGCCAAAAAUUCGACCAGCAGCACCAGCAGAUGUUUACCUACUGCUUACCUGAUUUUGAGCUUGAAUUGAUGAGACUCGGGGUUGUGUUGGAAGACGCCUCGCUUGGGGUUGACAUUCCAGAAGUUGCCAAAGGGUCAAUUGCCCCUUCUGACGCAAAGAUUGGCGAGCAGAAUAUCAUCGUCCAAGGCGAAAAAGAUUGGCGACCCUGUGGGAUCGUCAGAAGAUUAGCAAGCAUGGUAUUCAAGUAA